Molecule: messenger RNA, 961 nt
Organism: Tripterygium wilfordii
Lineage: Eukaryota; Viridiplantae; Streptophyta; Magnoliopsida; Celastrales; Celastraceae
Product: ethylene-responsive transcription factor ERF098-like
Exons: 1
Coding region: 27-464 (145 amino acids)
Biological process (GO): ethylene-activated signaling pathway; regulation of DNA-templated transcription
Molecular function (GO): DNA binding; DNA-binding transcription factor activity
Source: RefSeq, a predicted model, not a curated record
CCAGAUUUAGAGACGAGAGCAUAUACAUGGAUAAAGAAGCUCAACAAUCAGGGAAAGACAAUGAAAGGCAAGACGAAGUUCGUUACCGGGGAGUUAGGAGGAGGCCGUGGGGGAAAUACGCGGCGGAGAUUCGAGACCCAUCAAGGCAGGGUGCACGUUUGUGGCUAGGGACGUUCAGCACGGCGGAGGAGGCGGCUCGGGCUUAUGAUAGAGCUGCAUUUAGUCUAAGAGGUCAUCUUGCAAUACUUAAUUUUCCGAACGAGUACUACUCUCAACUCGCAGAGUCUCGUCAGCUUCGUCCUAAUUUUCCAUCAUCAUCGGCCGGUGGUAGUACUAGCAGUAGAGAGAAUUUUGAGCAGGGAAGCUCGACGAGCGGCGGACAGCAAGUGUUCGAGUUCGAGUGCUUGGAUGACAAGGUGUUGGAGGAACUUCUUAAACCAGAAGAGGAUAAAAGGAAGAAAUAAUUAACGACAGAUCAAUUCCAUCUCCGUCUGAAAUUCUUUUAAUUUCUUGGUUUUUAUGUCUUUGUGGGAUUAUUGUUAGUUUACACAUGUAAGCUGCUAAGCUUGAACCUCUGGCCUAACUAGCUGAGUUGCUUCAUCACAGCUAAGGGGUCAUAGAUUAGUUAAUUUGGUACUUUUAUUGGGGAAUGGAUGUAAGUUUCAGUCAAUGAAUAAGGACACAGCUAGACUCCGGCAUGUCAAUUACUCUUGCAUAAUUUAGCAUUCUUGCAUUUUUAUUCAUGCUGAUGGAGGUGAUGAGGGAUAUUGUUUAUGGAUAGUGUUGCUGAUUUAGGUGUAAUUAAUUAAUUAGCCUCUUCAUUGUUCUGGGUUUGGAGAAACCGGCCAUAUCUUUUCAGCUGGAGGAGUUGUCCGUUUAGUAUCCUUUCUACAGACAAAUAUGAAUCAUAUAAAGAAAAAGUUAGCUUAGGAAUAAAAGAUUUAAAUUCACCAGGCUGAUC